This is a messenger RNA of Pecten maximus, 5597 nucleotides long. Its product is annotated as glycerol kinase-like. Gene Ontology annotation, cellular component: mitochondrion. NCBI's taxonomy places the organism in Eukaryota, Metazoa, Mollusca, Bivalvia, Pectinida, Pectinidae. The transcript is spliced from 18 exons. Gene Ontology annotation, molecular function: glycerol kinase activity. Gene Ontology annotation, biological process: glycerol-3-phosphate biosynthetic process; triglyceride metabolic process; glycerol metabolic process. The record is from RefSeq and is a predicted model, not a curated record. Bases 52 to 1695 code for a protein of 547 amino acids.
UGUGAGUCGCUUAUAUCCCGUACAAUUUUGUUUUGACAGAAAGAAGGCAGCAUGGCUAGUCAACAUGACACGCUUGUUGGAGCUGUCGAUCAGGGGACAAGUAGUACAAGAUUUUUGAUAUUUUCCAGUAAAACUGGUGAGUUAGUAACGUACCACCAAGAAGAAAUCAACCAGUUGCUGCCUAGGGAAGGAUGGGUGGAGGAGGACCCGAAGGAGAUACUGACCUCUGUACUGACUUGUAUACAGAAAGCUGUCGACAACCUCAAUGCUCUCGACAUAAGUCCUGCCAAUAUCAAAACCAUUGGUAUCACGAAUCAAAGGGAGACAACCGUGGUCUGGGACAAACUGACAGGGGAACCUCUCUACAAUGCUAUAGUUUGGCUAGACAUGAGGACGGCUAGUACUGUAGAUAAUCUGGUGAACAAGACACCACAGAAAGACAAGAACUACCUCAGACCUAAAUGCGGCCUUCCUAUAACGACCUACUUCAGUGCUGUCAAACUGCGAUGGCUGAUAGACAACAGUGAGGUGGUCCGAGCUGCGAUCCGAGAUGGACGCUGUUUGUUCGGGACAGUUGACUCCUGGCUGUUAUGGAACCUAACUGGAGGGAAGGAUGGAGGUAAACACCUGACGGACGUCACUAAUGCCAGUCGUACGAUGUUGAUGAACAUUGGGUCUCUGGAAUGGGACACAGAUCUACUGAAGUUCUUUGACAUUCCGGUAGAAGUUUUACCAGAGAUCAGAAGUUCCGCGGAAGUUUAUGGACAACUAGUUUCUGGCCCCUUAAAGGGUCUCAACAUCUCAGGGAUACUGGGGGAUCAGCAGGCAGCUUUGGUUGGUCAAAUGUGUUUCAAACCAGGACAGGCCAAAAACACGUAUGGUACGGGCUGUUUCCUACUGAUGAAUACUGGUACUGAGGUGUGUGAGUCCAACCAUGGCCUGUUAACUACGGUGGGCUAUCAACUUGGCAAAGACAAACCUGUCAUCUAUGCUCUUGAGGGAGCUGUUGCCAUUGGUGGUGCUUGUGUACGCUGGCUCAGGGACAACCUUGGAAUCAUCAAGACCUCAGCAGAGAUAGAGGACUUAGCUGCUGGUGUUGACAGUGUGGGAGGGUGCUACUUUGUCCCAGCCUUUUCUGGUCUCUUCUGUCCCUACUGGCAGUCAGACGCGAGAGGGGUCAUAUGCGGACUAACGCAGUUCACCACUAAAUGUCAUAUCGCCAGGGCAGCUCUGGAGGCUGUAUGCUUUCAAACAAGGGAGAUUCUUGAGAUAAUGAAUGAGGAGAGCGGUAUUCCACUGAUGUCACUACAAGUGGAUGGAGGGAUGACUGCCAACACUCUCUUAAUGCAGAUGCAGUCAGAUCUCCUUGGUAUCAAUGUUGUGCGACCCUCCAUGCCAGAGACAACAGCGCUGGGUGCUGCCAUGGCAGCAGGUUAUGCCGAGGGUGUGUGGGAUAUUGAGAACAGUGCCAAAGCUACCAUCACCACGGAUACCUUCACCCCGGCCAUCAGAGCUAAAGAUCGUGAUGGGCGUUUCACAAGAUGGAAGCUGGCUGUUGAGAGAUCUAUGCAUUGGGAGGUUCCCACGCCUAUUCAGGGCCCUAUUCCCAAUCUGUACAGGAGUCUCGCGGGCGGACUGUUUCUGUGGACCAGCUGUGCCUUGUUACUAGCAGCAGAACUUUUACACAAGAGGUAACAUUUAGCCAGGUUGUAGGUACGCUAUACUCCAAUUUUUAUAUACUGAUGUUUUUAAUGUUUUUUAUCGAUGUAUGAGAUAUAUUUUUAUGAUGUUGAGAUCUUCCGAACCCUUAUAUCAUAGAAUGAAUUAGACAUAUCAGUCCAAAGUUUGCUCAUUCUAGUCGUAAUUUGUGAUUUUGAAUUAACUGAUAAAAUGCUUUAAGUAUGUGACAUUGUUAUAUCAGUGCUGCUUGUCUGUUACUCUGUGCGAUGUAAGUCACAGACAAACCUUAAUCUGUGUUAUAGUGGUGUAAGUCACAGACAAACCUUGAUCUGUGUUAUAGUGGAGAUUAGGUAGCCAGAUUUGCUUUUAUUUUUUAUUAUAAUUAGUAGGUAUAUUCAUUUUGAAUGAAGUUCUACUGAAAGUCCUCGGAUAAUGAACAAACAUCCAGUUUAACAAAUCCCAAGAGUAUUCACAUCAAAUGACAAAUCCCAAAGGGAUUCACGAUAAAUGAAUUAAUAUUCUUUACUAAUUUGCCUUUUUUCUUCCUGUUAAUGAUUUUUUUAAAAAAAUUUCUUGCAAAUAUCAGUCAUGAUGAUAAGCUAUGAAGAAAAUCAUUAAAAUACAUUUCUAGGGUGGUGAAAUAAGUCGAAGCAAUUCGUUACAUGCUACUUACCUGAAUCUCGGGUGAAAUGCUUAUGCAUAUAGAUGAUCUCUAUUUAGAAUUUCUGGUCUUAGAAGUCAAGUGCUUUGUAGAAUUAUUUUUGUUCUGUAAAAUACUGACAAUUCUUAGUUAUGUCAUAAAACCGGGUUAUGUGGGGUUUGAAAACUUGAACACAAAGUUUUUCAAUUUCCUAUCUAAUAUAAAGUUUUUAUUUCAAUGUAUUUUACAUUCUGUUGCUUGUUAGUGUCUGAUCUCGUCAUGAAAUAUUUCAAAUUUAUGACAUAACUUAUAAUUUUAAUAGUCAAAAUUACAAGAUGUGAUUGUGAUGUUGUUUUUUUUAAUUGUUUUAACCCCUCAGUGAGAGUUAAGAUAAGAGACAACCACCAUUAUUACCAGAUGGUAGGCUGUUCAACUCGCCCUUCGUCUGUGGUCCAUCAUCCUUUAAUCAUUGUUACCGCCUUUUCUCAGAAAUACCAAAUGAUUCUUUCUCAUAUUUCAUAUGUAGGUUCCCUUUGGUCCUCAGAGUUGUGCAUGUUGAAUUGUGAGGCUGUUUCGGAAAACAAAAUAAGCGACGGGUGCCUGUUUUGAAUUUUGACAUUUGAAGUUUGUUAUAGAAAGUACUAAGUAAAUCUUUUUUUUUUUCAAAGUUAAAUUUUGAAACUGAUCAAAAAACAUCAGAUCUGACAGGCCUCCAUCUAUGAUUUUGACAGAUGAAGUUUGAAAUCACCAUUUCUGAGACAUCAAGUAUGUUUGAUUUCAAGACCAAAGUACAGUUAUGUUUUGUCAAUGUGAUACACGUAUAUUUUUAUUUGAUUAUUUCAAGAGGUGAAUAUGAUGAAAAGAGGAAAUAUGAGAAAACAUCUUAGAUUCAAUCUUACUAAGAACCAAUACAGAUAUUUCAAUGGUGGGUGCCAAGAUCCUUUUAGGGUCUCUUGUCAAUAUCAUAAAAUAAAACAGCUGUUUCCUAACUUGUUACAUAAUGAAGAUUUAUUAUAUAAAAUUGAUUAUCAUAAUGUAAGUUUGCUGAAUCUCCCGUCAUCAAAUGAUAUCUGUUAUGUGAUCAACACAAUCCGUUAUUGUCGCUGUGAUAACGUUAGUGUUUACUUUAUGUCUGUGGUUCUUCAAUCCCAAAAAUAUUCUUCUUGUUGACCCUGAUAUUCAAGAUGGCUGACAUCUGCCAUUUUGGAUGGUGACAUGUGGAAUUUGCUCUUUCUCAUAAUUACAGUACAGUGAUGUGAUUUUUACAUCAAAAGAGUAUAUAUACUUCAAUGAGCUAUUCGAAAUAAUUACAAUGUUAUAAUCAGCCUUGAGCAUUUAUCUGGGUAAGAUACAUGUAGAUAAAGUAGGAUGUAAUUUGUGUGAGGCAGAACUGACCUUUGACGGUUUACUUUGUACUGUCACUGUAACUUAAAUGAUCAUAAAUCUAUUUUUAGUAAUACACAUGCCACUAACUCUAUAUAUAUAAUGUUAUAAUGUUAGGAACAAAUUUACUUUUGGUUAUAUACUUGUUUAUAUAAGAAUAAAUUUUCUGUUUGAGAUUUAUAGAAAUGUUAGUUUUUGAAGAGAUUAUGAAUUUGAAUUUAGGCGAGAAUGUCGCUGACUUGUUAUUAAAUACUCUCUCAGAAGGAGGUGUGAUGAUCGUUAAGUUGGUAAUGUGGAUCUCCUGAUCUGAGCUGUAGUGUUAUGUUUAACUUUGUUAAGGGGAGAUUAUGUAAAGGGGAGAUUACUCUGAUCAGUGUUCCCCCCCCUGAUCUGAGCUGUAGUGUUAUGUUUAACUUUGUUAAGGGGAGAUUAUGUAAAGGGGAGAUUACUCUGAUCAGUGUUCCCCCCCUGAUCUGAGCUGUAGUGUUAUGUUUAACUUUGUUAAGGGGAGAUUAUGUAAAGGGGAGAUUACUCUGAUCAGUGUUCCCCCCCUGAUCUGAGCUGUAGUUUUAUGUUUAACUUUGUAAAGGGGAGAUUACUCUGAUCAGUGUUCCCCCCUGAUCUGAGCUGUAGUUUUAUGUUUAACUUUGUUAAGGGGAGAUUAUGUAAAGGGGAGAUUACUCUGAUCAGUGUUCCCCCCUGAUCUGAGCUGUAGUUUUAUGUUUAACUUUGUUAAGGGGAGAUUAUGUAAAGGGGAGAUUACUCUGAUCAGUGUUCCGUUACCAUUCUGUGUUUGGACAUGAGGUGUGCUUUACCAUGUAUAUUGUAGAGAUUUUGUUGACUUUAAUUUUAUAACUUUAGCCUUUCUUGUUAAGUCAUGCUCAGUAGUAAACAUAGUAGUUAUGGAUCAAAUUCUGGCACACUAAAGAAAAAUAUAAUAUGUAUUGAGCUACUCAAUACACAUUACAGAAUGUUAUUUGAAUAUUGAAGAUAUGUGUUGAAAUAUGCCACUAAUGGCAUAGUGAGAUAAAAUGUAUAUGUAUUUGGAAAAAGGAUUUUCAAAGACAGAUUGUCAGCCAUCCAACCAAGUGAGAAAUUUAAAGCUAUCUUAAAUGUAGUUCAGCAGUUUUUUUUCGCCGUCAUAAUCAAUAAUAAAAUGUUUACCUGGAGAUUAUAGUAAUAUUUUAUAUAAUAAUAUUAAAGUUUAUAACACUGCUAUAAUUUAUAAUUUUGUGACCGAUGUUUUCUUACCCCAUAUAAUAAUAGUUUUUCUAUUAAUUAUUAUCAUUAUUUAAAAAUAACAAUGCAUUAUAAAUAUAUGUGUAAAACCGCUUUAUAAAAUGAUUGAAUAUUGAGAUUAAUGUUUAAGAGAUUAUAACAACGAAUAUGUAAAACAACAAUGCAUACAUAUCUGUGAUUGUGAUACAAUGUAAUCUGAAUGUUUCUGUAAACUCGAUCAAAUGAUUGAUUACAACUUAUUUUAUCAUUUCCCAAUAUUUUGCUUUGUUCAUAACUAUGCAUUCCACGUGAUCAACCUUGAUUAUUUUCACAGCUGUUCUGGUGUCUACCUAAUAGAUAAUAAUAUGAUCAUAUUGGUGACAUUUUUGUAUACCAAUUAAAAAAAAGAACAUAUAUGUAGCUGACUAAAAGUUUAUUUGAAUGACGAAAAAAAUAAUUUGAAAAGGUGUGAUGUUUGGAAUUAUUUGGAAAUAUAUGACAAUUAUGGAUGAGAAUUGUAUGUAAUCUUUCUUGCUUACAUGGAAGAAAUCUCGUGUUCACUUAUUAAGUUUCACACUUAAGAGAUUUUAUAAUAGUACGCUUUUAUAUAUUUCAUUCCUCUUGUGUCAUUGCUUUUAGUUCAUUUAUUAUGGGAAAUAAAAAUGUAAAUCACAUA